AUGGCGUCCGAACGUUACAGUUUCUCUCUCACCACUUUUAGCCCUUCAGGGAAAUUAGUUCAAAUCGAAUAUGCUUUAGCUGCCGUAGCCGCUGGCGGCACGUCCGUCGGUAUCAAAGCAUCCAAUGGAGUUGUGAUUGCCACAGAAAACAAGCAUAAGAGCAUUCUGUAUGAUGAGCACAGCGUCAAUAAGGUGGAAAUGAUCACUGGCCACAUUGGUAUGGUCUACUCCGGCAUGGGACCGGACUACCGUCUCCUCGUCACCCAGGCCCGGAAGAUGGCCCAGCAGUAUUACUUGAUGUACCAUGAGCCUAUCCCUACUGCUCAGCUGGUGCAGCGGGUAGCUACUGUCAUGCAGGAGUAUACUCAGUCUGGUGGUGUCCGUCCCUUCGGCGUGUCCCUCCUGAUCUGUGGCUGGGACAACGACAGACCGUACCUGUUCCAGUGCGACCCGUCCGGCGCCUACUUCGCGUGGAAAGCAACCGCUAUGGGCAAAAACUAUAAUAACGGCAAAACUUUCUUAGAAAAGAGAUACACAGAAGAACUAGAACUUGAUGAUGCGGUCCACACAGCGAUCCUGACUCUCAAAGAAGGGUUCGAGGGCCAGAUGACAGCAGACAACAUAGAGGUCGGCAUAUGCGAUGCUUCAGGCUUCAGACGGCUUGAACCAGCGCAUGUUAAAGAUUAUCUCGCCAACAUCCCCUAA
This is a messenger RNA of Spodoptera littoralis (African cotton leafworm), 705 nucleotides long. NCBI's taxonomy places the organism in Eukaryota, Metazoa, Arthropoda, Insecta, Lepidoptera, Noctuidae. The record is from the annotation of a GenBank genome assembly.